Molecule: messenger RNA, 2168 nt
Organism: Colletotrichum destructivum
Lineage: Eukaryota; Fungi; Ascomycota; Sordariomycetes; Glomerellales; Glomerellaceae
Product: Putative glucose receptor Git3
Exons: 2
Coding region: 378-1901 (507 amino acids)
Biological process (GO): adenylate cyclase-activating G protein-coupled receptor signaling pathway
Cellular component (GO): plasma membrane
Molecular function (GO): G protein-coupled receptor activity
Source: RefSeq, a predicted model, not a curated record
UCUCCAUCAUCCUCACCUUGGCUCCCUAAAUCUGGUCUGGGCCCUCCCCUCCCCUCUGAGGCGAAGGAAAAGGCAAAAGCAAUCCGUUUCGGCCAUUUAAUCAUCUGGCCUGCAGCCACCGGGCCAGCAGGAUGAACUGCCGCUCAAACUCUUGCGUCAGUGGCAUUUCCCCAACCUUAGCAUCGACGGCAUCUCGAAAGGAGAGGGUUCCUGAACAAAAAGAAGAUUGAAUGGAUUGGACGACACUUCGGUAACCGCAUGUUGGCCGACGGCGACUAACAACGUCCUCCAACGUCUUUCCUUUCUAUUCUUUUUCCCGAGCGAACGCCACCACCACUCGGGGCUCCGACGCCGCCGACCGGCGAUCCAGUCCCGCCAUGGACCCUCAAAGCCAAACGCUGGCGCCACUCCCCGACGUCCUUCGUCGGGGCCUCACGGCCGUCUCCUUCUUCGGCUUCCUCUCUUUUGUCACGACGACGGCGCUCUUCUUCGUCCUGACGUACAGGUUGCUCUCGUGGUACUUCGCACCGGCCCCCGGGCGGCCGCAGCGCAUGGCGGACGAGCCCAACGCCGACGCCGUUCUGGCCGAGGAGAUGGGCCUCCCGGAGACCAUGUAUUCCGCAGGCGGCAAGACGAGCGAUAGCAGGACGAAACGGGACGCCCCCAACCAGUUUCUCAUGCUCAUCUACAACCUCCUCCUGGCCGACAUCCAGCAGGCCCUCGCCUUCCUCCUCAAUGCGUCCUGGCUGAGCAGAAACUCCAUUGUCGUCGAGAGCACAACCUGCUGGGCCCAGGGCUGGUUCAUCUCGACGGGCGACCUGGCGUCCAGCGCCUUCAUUACUACCAUCGCCGUGCACACGUAUCUGUCUGUCGUGCGGGACUACAAGCUACCCACGUGGGCCUUCUGGACCAUGAUCGGCUCCGUGUGGUUCUUCAUCUACGCCCUUGCGGUAGCCGGCAUCAUCAUCACCAAUAACGGAGCGGCCGACGGCGGUCUGUACGUCCGCGCCGCUGCUUGGUGCUGGGUUAAUGUCCGCUACGAGGCGAUGCGUCUCUACCUUCACUACCUGUGGAUGUUCGUAUCCUUCUUCAUCACCGCCGCCCUCUACGUCCUCAUCUUCAACCACAUCCGCCGCACCAAUCCCGCUCUUCAACUCCCGUCUUCCUCCAACAACACCACCUCCUCGGCUUCCAAGAGCAAUCGCGGUCGCAGGCUGAGCCACGCACAUACCCUCUCACAGUCGGGACACCAAAAGAGCUCGCAUGGAGAGGCCCCAGCGGCGAACCCGAGCAGCGCCGGACACCACCCGGCCUUCCUCAUCUAUCCCAUAAUCUACAUUCUCUGCACGGCACCCCUGGCCCUGGGUCGUGUCAUCACGAUGGCCGGGAAGCAGGUCUCGCUCGAGUACUUCUGCCUCGCCGGCGCCAUGAUUGCAUCCAACGGCUGGCUCGACGUGCUCCUCUUUUCCACCACCCGCCACGUCAUCAUUUUCAACGCGUCGCCAGACUACGAGGAGACGGGCCUCGAGACCUUCGCCUUCAUGCGCACGCCGGCCAACCGCCGCUACGGAAACAUGGUCUGGGUCCAGGGCGCCGGGAGCGCCCCGCAGAACCUCACGGCGGACGAGGGCACCGGCGGCUGGCUCUCCAAGCUGUUCCGCGGGGGGCGCCGCCACGGGGCUGAUACGAAACGAGACCGCCACCGCAGCGGCGCCCAUCGGAGUAUCAGCCAGGAGUCUCUGCGGAGGCGCGGUGGAAACAUGGAGGGCAUCCAGAUGGAAACGGUGACCACGGUGGUUGUGGAGAUGGACGGCCAGCCCGGGGGGAAGAAAGCGGCUGGCAGGCCGCACUCUGUUGACACCAUCGAGAAAGAACGGGCGCAGAGCUUUGGAAGCAUAUGAGGCAUUCGUGUUCCAGUGCAAAGGUCUGGGACAUGGUUGACCCAUCUCGAGACUUUGGAACAGGAGCCUGGGAGAAAACUUGGAGUCACAGCCAGGCCCUUUUGCCUGAUGGCGGUCGAGACCAACACCGCAGGCCUUCGAUCACUUUUUUUCUUUCCUUCUUUGUCAAUAUGUUUGUAUACUUAUUCAAGGUAACGUUCUUACGCGGAUAGAUAGCGAGCAUCUGGGAGGUCACCUGUAUUAGUUAUACCCAAUAAAUAAUGUCGU